CUCGCCAGCCAUAAUCAAUAACACGCGUGAUGUAUAGCAGCCCACCACCUGCACCACGAGCCCACAGUGCAGAGUAGCCCACGGACAGCUACAUCAUUUACAUCUGAUUCCCUGAUCUGCUGAGCUGUGAUAGAGAGCGGCAUGUCGUCUGUGCGCUACUUGGACCGCAAACUUCUGCGGAAUAUCCUCCACCACACAGAGACGCACAACCGUCUGCAAGAAGAGGAGGAGAUGUGGCGAAGCCGCGCCAAGGAGGCGUUUGGCUGGAAACACGACCCCUUCAACCCGGGAGGCAGGAGAGGCCGCGGCAGAUGGAAUCGAAACAGAAGGGUAGACAGACUUCACCAAAUGAACCCAGACUCGCAAGGCGUAAGUGACCACAGAAACUGGGACGGCCAACGCAACAGGGAUAUCUAUCGAGCCGAACUAGGCAACCAGGAAAGGUGGGGUCAUACAGGUUUUAUGGAGCUGUACCCGGAAGAGUUCAUCAAGAAAGACUCGAUGGAUGAGAUGAGCAGUGAUGACGACAAGGAGACACGCAAGAAGAAGAAGAUCAAACACAAGAGGAAGCACGAUGCCCAACAUGACAUGGUUUUGAACAAGCGCAUAAAAGGUGGAGAGAAUUGGAGCUCGUCUGAAUCCAACACUUCCCCUGCUUCCUCUCAGGAGCGAGAAGCAGAAUCAUCAGCCAGAAGAGGGACACACCAUUCCCGACGACAAAGCCCUCCCCCGAGCAGACAGUUCCAGCACCGUGGGGAGCCCAGAAGGGUGCCCUCAUCAGGCAGUUCUAAAAUCGGGAACCAUCACCAAGCGACAGGUCGCACAAACCACACGAGGGCUCCCUCCGGUAGCCCCGAAAAGUCCAGUUCUGGGCACAGGGAGAGAAACAAGGUGGACAGGCGAGAGAAAAGGGCAACUGAGGAAGGAGAACGUGACAGGAGAAACAAGAAUGUCAGUGGCCACCGGCACAAAGACGGAACAGAUGCACAUAAUGAGAGUUCAAAUUCGUUAAAGAGAAAACACGGUGCUGAUCACCAGUGGCACAGGAAAAGAACAGAGGGUUACGAAACAGUAGCGGGGGAAAAGGAAGAACACCGCGCCAGUGGGAAAAGGCUGGACAAGAAGGAAAGGCCGCAGGUGGCAGAAGAGACGGGUGAAGAUUGGAAGUCGGACAGGAAAGACCGUGACGGCAGUCGCCAACAUCACCACCACAAGUCUUCAAGAAAGGACAAGAAACCACCUGACAGAGACAAGGACGACAGACACAAGAAGCGCAAAUGACGCCCCUUCCUCCGCUGAACGAACCACUUUUGGUUGUUCCUUCCAUGUUUGAAAGCCUGAUGUGGAUCGCUGUGAAACUGUGAAGUCAAACACGUGCCACUAUUUUUGACUACCUCCAGUGAAACAUCAGUUACACCGCUAAGACUCGUGGGCGUCGCCUGGAAUUUUUUCUGAGGGGGGGAGCUUUCAUGAGCACAAACUGAUAACCAUGAACCACAUCACGCUGUAGGCAUUUAUGAAUGUUGAUGAUGGUACGACGGGAUAUUUUUCAUUUUUUUCUGUUUUCAAAAUUCUUUAAAAAUUCAU
Molecule: messenger RNA, 1587 nt
Organism: Acanthaster planci (crown-of-thorns starfish)
Lineage: Eukaryota; Metazoa; Echinodermata; Asteroidea; Valvatida; Acanthasteridae
Source: RefSeq, a predicted model, not a curated record